Melanotaenia boesemani (Boeseman's rainbowfish) is the source of this 1305-nucleotide messenger RNA. It is a transcript of the gene sord, whose product is annotated as sorbitol dehydrogenase. Lineage: Eukaryota; Metazoa; Chordata; Actinopteri; Atheriniformes; Melanotaeniidae. The transcript is spliced from 9 exons. The record is from RefSeq and is a predicted model, not a curated record. Gene Ontology annotation, biological process: D-sorbitol catabolic process. The coding region runs from base 116 to 1180 and encodes 354 amino acids. Gene Ontology annotation, molecular function: zinc ion binding; L-iditol 2-dehydrogenase (NAD+) activity.
GGACUUUAACACUGAAAAGGAUUUCAUGAAGUUGCGGUGCUUCUCUGUAGAUUAGGACUCCUUAAUUCUUUUCUUUUCGUCCUCGCCAUUUGGAUACACCAGUGUCGCUAUUGUCAUGGCUCAGGAAAAUCUGUCCGUGGUUCUGCACUCUCAGGGAGACCUCAGGCUUGAAACUCGUCCUGUCCCCGAGCCAGGACCUAAUGAGGUUUUGCUCCAGAUGCACUCUGUGGGAAUCUGUGGGUCAGAUGUGCACUACUGGCAGCAUGGCCGAAUCGGGGACUUUGUGCUCAAAAAACCCAUGGUGCUGGGGCAUGAGGCUGCAGGACGAGUGGUGAAGGUUGGAUCAGCAGUCAAGCACCUCAAAGCAGGGGACAGAGUAGCCAUUGAGCCCGGUGUGCCCCGUGAGAUGGACGAGUUCUUCAAAAACGGACGAUAUAACUUGUCUCCCACCAUUUUCUUCUGUGCCACGCCACCUGAUGAUGGAAACUUGUGCCAAUACUACACGCACAACGCCAACUUCUGUUACAAGUUGCCUGAUAAUGUCACGUUUGAGGAGGGAGCUCUCAUUGAACCUCUCUCAGUGGGGAUUCAUGCUUGUCGCCGUGCCGGCGUAACCCUUGGCAGCACUGUGCUGAUCUGUGGUGCAGGACCUAUUGGGUUGGUCUGCUUGCUUGUUGCCAAGGGAAUGGGAGCAUCGCAGGUUGUCAUCACGGAUCUGUCAGCAGAGCGUCUCGCAAUGGCUAAAGACCUGGGUGCUGACUUCCAGCUGACCGUGAAGAGAGCAGAUGAACCCCAGCAGCUCGCCAAGAAAGUCCAGGACUUGCUGGGAGUUCAGCCUCAAAUCACCAUUGAAUGCACUGGUGUGGAGAGCAGCAUCCAAACGGCCAUCUAUGGAACACGUUCAGGAGGUGUUGUGGUUCUGGUGGGCCUCGGUGCUGAGAUGGCCACCGUUCCACUGAUCAAUGCUGCCGUAAGAGAAGUGGACAUCAGAGGAGUUUUCCGCUAUUGCAAUACCUGGCCGAUGGCCAUCGCCAUGUUGGCAUCAGGUAAAGUGAACGUGAAGCCCCUCGUGACUCAUCGCUUCCCCUUGGAGCAGGCGGUUGCGGCCUUUGAGACCACACGUCAAGGUCUUGGGAUAAAGAUCAUGUUAAAGUGUGACAAGAAUGACCAGAACCCCUAAUUUACCCACUGUUGUUAAACCGAUCAUCUGAAAACAACUCAGCAUGACAGGCACAAACUGGACUCUGAACUCUGAAAGAUAACAGAACAAGUUCAGUCACACACACACACACACACACACACACA